AUGCGUAUCACAGAUAGCCGGCAAGCAUUCAGUCUUCUGUCAUUGCUGGGCUUGGCGCUGGGCAGCUGGCGGUUGUCUUCGCGAUUCUACAUAAGCGCGUCUUUCGAGCGACCUGUCUUCUUCACGGUCAUCACGCUACUCGCCUGCAGUGUCAUUCUUCAAUGUCGAGCGCAAUGGAGCACCAGUCACGGACCGCCUCUCGAGGUCGCACGAGUCACCCAGAAACCGGCGCUGCGCGUUGAGCAAAAGGGACUUCUCAGAGUGGCUGCGCGCGUUUACGAUACGUGGACGCGCCUACAUGUGCUGUUUCGGACACUGCUCGUCUGUCUCGUCACACGCACGAUACUCUUCUGGUACACCUUGCGCAAAGCACAAUGCGGCUGGAUUGGGAUAGAGGCAUUCUUGCCCUUUGCGACGCUGGCUGCCAGCCAGAUCAUCACAUACGCGACCGAUCGCCUUAGGGGUGCCAACCUGUCUCUCGACCGCAGCCCUGUGCCUCGAAAGUCGAAACGAGUCGUCUACACUAUCGUGGCGUUCGCGUGGGCGCUCUGCGCCAUGUGGGCACUCGGGAGCUUGCAUAUCCGCACAGGGGCAGUGUGCCCAGUGGGUUGGCGCGUGUGGCCCUUGACGCCGUUUCUCCAGAUGACCAUGUGCUUGCUGGACGCUGUGAUCCUGGCUCAGGUCUCGCGGCUGCGUCGAUACGAAGUUGAGGGCAGGCGCGAUACCUCCAAAUUCCUUAGCACGCUCUUUAUGAUGGCAGCUGUGGGCUCUACCGUCGUGGCGUUCUCCCCAAUACUCAUCGAAAUGAGCUUGUACUGGACUCUACGACUCAACGCUGUCGACGUCCGAGAUUUACUUCUGGAUUCAAGCGUUGCCGUCUCGGUCGUCCUUUGUGCGCUAGCCUUGAUGGCGUACCUGGAGGCGUCUACUUUGGCGUUCAUCAUCGCCUCCCUGGGUCUGUUUGGGUUUAGAAUACCAAACCUUGGGGCCGGUCCGCUCCUAGCGCCCAUGUCACCCAACUUGGUUCUUGGGUCAUCACUAGCUGCCGCUCUCUUGACGACACUGUUUGUCCUUCUCACCAAGCCCAACGACGGGAAGGUCCGGGCUUCCACAACGGCAGUGCUACACCAUGUCACGAGGCUGGGCUUCUUGUGCAUUGUCGGCAUCUGCGCCAUCUGGGCCUUCCUACUGCCACCGCAUGGCGUCGGCAUGGCUUUGCCAUCGGCCAUCAACAAGCUGUUCCAGGUCGCCGAGAUGGAUGCCCAUCAGUGGGCGGAAAAGGCUGCCGCCAGCAAGAGUCUCAAGGAUGCCGUGACGGAGUACCGGAAGCGUUAUGGCAUUGCACCACCGCCCAACUUCGACAAAUGGCACGAGUUUGCCACCAAACACCAUUCGCCCAUCAUUGACAGCUUUGACCAGAUCCAUCAGGACCUGCUUCCAUUCUGGGGUGUCGAGCCUGCGGAGAUCAGAGCGCAGACGGGGCAUAUCCUCGGCUACUCAAGUCUCGAGAUGGGUGGUCUCCGCAUCCGCGACGGCAACCUCCAGCAGUCACCCCACGUCCCGGGCACGCAUCGUUGGAUGGCCGAGUCUCUCGAGAGGAUGAUCGCCCCCUUUGCGCAGUGGCUGCCGGACAUGGACCUUGCCAUCAACUUGGGUGACGAGUGUCGCAUGACAGUCCCGUUUGAGGACAAGGCAGUCCUGUUGGAGAAGGCGACUGCUACGCGGAAAACGGCCGCGCAGAAGAGCACGGACGGGAACGUCGUGUCGCGCCGGUGGCCACAAAAGAGGGAGAGGUGGCCGCAGGACUGGGCAGACGUGCACGGGGACUUUUACGAAUCAUCAGACAUCCCACCAGACUUCUCGAGCAACCUUCGAAAGCCGCUCUACUACGAGUGGGUGGCGCCAACGUGCCCUGCGGGCUCUCCAGCGCGAGACCGCAGAUGGUGGGAUAGAAGCACAGCUUGCAUCCAAUGCGCGGCGCCGCACUCCAUCCUGACCGACGAAGGCGCUGUCAUGGCGCAUCCGGGGAUGGCCAACAAUCUGUGCUAUCAGCCAGAUCUUGCGUACCUGGAUGGCUUCAUCUUGGCGCCCACCGCCGUGACGACCAAGAAGCUGCUGCCCAUUUUCAGCCAGUCGCGUGUUGGUGGAUUCUCCGAUAUACUGUUCCCGUCACCCUGGAACUUCAAUCUAAAGUCGGAGUACGAGGAGGCGGAGGAUCUCGCGUGGGAAGACAAGCAAAACGCCUUGUUCUGGCGGGGCACGCCUUCGGACGGGUACGCCUGGGACGGCACCUGGACCGGAUUUGUGAGAGCACGCCUGGUCAAUGAGGGCUUUCAGCGAGGUCCAAUGUUGGACCUUGGUCCAAUGUUGGACCAGUCCGUCGGCGUCAACGUGUCCUAUGCUGGGCGGAUCGAGAAAUGCCACGCGGCGGACUACCGGGCGCAGCUCGCCACGUUUACACACUGGGGCAGAGCGACGCUGACAGAGGACUACCAGCCCGAGGCAGACUGGCCUCUGCCGCCCGUCACGGCGUUUGACGAGCACUGGCACUACCGUCACCUCAUCGACGUGGACGGCGCCGGGUUCAGCGGGCGAUUCCUGCCCUUUCUCCAGUCCCGGAGCGUCGUGUACCGGGCCGCGCUCUUCAAGACGUGGUAUGACGAGCGCCUGCGGGAGUGGCAUCACUACAUCCCCGUCGACGUGCGGCUUGGAAAUGGGUUCUGGUCGGUGCUGCGCUACCUCGGCAGCAGCGAGCGACACGACCAGUCGAAGCAUACGGGCGACGAGAUUGCGCAGAAGAUUGCGAUGAACGGCAAGGCGUGGGCCAGCAAGGCUCUGCGGGCGGAGGACAUGCAGAUAUACAUGUUUCGCUUGCUGCUAGAGUGGGGACGGGUUGUGGAUGAUGAGCGGGAGAAUCUUGGCUACGUCGUGUGA
Emericellopsis cladophorae is the source of this 2934-nucleotide messenger RNA. Its product is annotated as Beta-1. NCBI's taxonomy places the organism in Eukaryota, Fungi, Ascomycota, Sordariomycetes, Hypocreales, Bionectriaceae. The coding region runs from base 1 to 2934 and encodes 977 amino acids. The transcript is spliced from 4 exons. The record is from RefSeq and is a predicted model, not a curated record.